AUGACCCCACGAAGCAUCAAAGAACACGCAACUCCCGAAAGCUCGGUGGAGCAGCAGGACACCGCAAACGGGGUACGUCCUAAGGAUACGCCCAGGAAAGUGUCGGGCGGGCGCUCGCCGGGUUCGGACAGCGACGAAAACUCGAAAUGGAUUCACCGCGACAAGCUCGCCAAGAUAGAGAGCGCAGAGCUGCAGGCCGCAGGGAUAUUUAUUCCCCGCCAAAGGGAUGAUAGGGCGAGGUCAAAGAGCCAAAACAGGCCGAGGCGGGAUCAGAGCCAAGAUAAGAUGAACGGAUCGGGCAGGUCGAUUGGAGGCUCCGAGUACACAGUCUCAAGGUCGAGGAAGAACUCGGCCGCGACGACAACAGACGCAAGGCUCCUCGACCAACCGGCCACUCCCAGCUGGGAUCUGAGGCGGCCUGAGGAGAUUCUGGAAGAAGUCGACGGGCACUGGGUGGCCAACGGUAACGGGAAAGGCUCGUCCCGGAUACCCGUGGCAAAGACCAGCCCAGUGCCUCUACCAAACGAGCACCUCGCACGAGACACGAGGCUGGCGCGGAAACGAGAUGGCAGCCCUGGCGAGGAGGAUAGUAUAACGUACCCCAAACCCCGUACGAGGAGUGGUAGCACAGGCAACGCACUGGGGCUUGCAAAGGCGCCAGGCACGACUUCGACUCCACAGCCCAAACGACCAGAUUCCUCCCCGAAGAAGCCCGGCGCUGUCACUACGGCGAGAAAACCGAAGCCGGCCAACGGCGCCGCAGGACGACCAAAGACGCGAGGCGGCCCGAGCAAGGACUCGACAAACGGUGGCAACGGCGCAACUCGACCGUCCACCCGAUCCGGCGAACGUGAGUUCUCCACCGGCAACUCCAAACCGAUGGAGGGCGAACCUCCAUGGAUGGUUUCGGCUUAUCGGCCCGACCCACGGCUGCCGCCAGACCAGCAGUUGCUACCAACGGUGGCGAAGCGGUUGCAGCAGGAGAAGUGGGAGCGGGAGGGCAAAUUCGGGAGCAUUUACGACAAAGAGUUUAGGCCGCUCACUGACGAGGGCUUCCUCAAGCCCCCCGAAGGCGGCGCCCAGGAUAAGGAGACUGAGAAGGAAGCCGAGGAAGAACAAAACGAGGAGCAGGGAGACUGGCCACUGAAAGCAGAACCCAAGAGCCCGACGCUUCCCGGGAGAACAAAUUCUUACUCCACCAUGCCCAGGAUUUCCGACACACCGGCGGCCAAUUCUCUAUCGAGCCCCAGGGCGCCCGCGCAUCAAACCCAGCCGUCACAAACACCGGGCUUGCCAGAGCCCGCCGAGGAGCCCGAGGACAAGAAAGCAGGCUGCGGUUGCUGUAUCGUGAUGUGA
Chaetomium fimeti is the source of this 1356-nucleotide messenger RNA. RefSeq lists its product as uncharacterized. Bases 1 to 1356 code for a protein of 451 amino acids. The transcript has a single exon. NCBI's taxonomy places the organism in Eukaryota, Fungi, Ascomycota, Sordariomycetes, Sordariales, Chaetomiaceae. The record is from RefSeq and is a predicted model, not a curated record.